Messenger RNA from Saccostrea cuccullata (small rock oyster), 1645 nucleotides. RefSeq lists its product as uncharacterized. The record is from RefSeq and is a predicted model, not a curated record. The transcript is spliced from 6 exons. NCBI's taxonomy places the organism in Eukaryota, Metazoa, Mollusca, Bivalvia, Ostreida, Ostreidae. The annotation marks the transcript as partial.
GAUGAUUGAAGAACAGAGGAAUAAUGUGUUCAUGUUCUAUAUUAAGCACUUAAAUGAUGGCUGAGAAGAGAGAUAGUGAAGGAAGGACAGGCGACGAGGAAAAUGACGUUAAAAGAGAACUAUUGAAGACAAACAUUUCCACUGCUAAAAGCAACAUUUCUGAUGACGCAAGUAUUAAGUCCGACAUAAGCGAGCAUCACUCUCAACAAAGAAACCGACCUUUGACCUCUGAUCCGUUAUCAGAUUUAACAGACAAUCAGCGUGUCGUUCUCUACACCCUGUUUCUUUCUGGAGAAGAAAAUGUUGUUUUGCAUGAUGACGUCUUUAUGGGAGACAUUGAUGUCUGGAAGACGCUAAAAGAGCUGGAGGACAGGGAAAUGGUGGAACUGUUGUCUGAAAACAAAGAAAAACUCGUAUCUGUGUAUUUUAUCCCAAGUUACACACGAUGGGAGAUAAUGGAAUCUUACAGAGAGAACUGUUUGCUAAGUGAUAUAGACAAAGAGUUUUUCGUGGAUGUGGUCUCAGACACCCCUUUAUAUUAUGUUGAAACAGAGUCCAAUAUCUUAAACCUUGAUGUGUCAAGUCCAGAAGCCAAGAGAUCUCUAAUAAUAAUGAGAUUGGUAAUGGAGGGGAAGAUUGACAGACAAAUACAGCUUAUUGGAGGUACAUACAGAUUUGACAGAAUAAUUCCAAAUCAAUUCUACGCUGAUUCUGAAAAAUUUGUUCAAUUUUGGAAGAAUUAUUGUACCUGGAGAAACCUACAUCCUACAGAUUGGUCUAACGGAGUCAGUGAUACAGAAGUCGAAAGAUAUUACUCAGUAUACACAAUCCUUUCUGGAUAUGAGGAAGAAUUCCUAAAAUUGGUUUUAAACAAGUCAAAGUGGAGCAUACUUGUACUUAUUUUAAUAUCAGAGAAGUACCGCAUUUUCUAUGAAGAAAAGUUGCUGAAAGAGAAAGUCGAUUUAAUACGACGUACAUUUUUAAAAAUGAUUGAUUCUGAAGAUUGUUUGUCUGAUAUCACAGUACUUAUACAAGAAUUGAUUGACAAGGAUAAAAUACUAAAAGUGAAUAAAGAGAAGAAUACACUAGAGUUUAUAUCAGAGGAUCUACGUCAUCUUGUAAUGGGAUACUUUGUUCUGAACUGUUUAAAAUCUGAUGAGGACUACAAGAACUACAUCAAGUUGUCAUCAGUUGACUCGGUGUUUGAUUAUGUCCGUACGUUAGACUAUGAACAUGGUAAAGUGGGAAUCGGAGAAAGAUAUAUCUACUUACCGAUUACGUUGGAGGAGACCUUGGUAAAAGAGGUUGGAAUAGACAUCGUGCGACACGUCAUAGUAGAGGAAGAAAGAAUACACGAUUUGGUGUCUGAUAUUUUAAAUGUUCCAAAGGAAAUUCUUAACUGGGACUACGAAGCAAGGUGCAGGUACGUAGAAUGUGCAAAGAAAGGGACACAAACAAUUCACAGAGCUCGUGCUAUGAUUGUUGGCUGUGCUGGUGCUGGAAAAACAACUCUUCUGAAACGACUACAAAAGCGAUCUCUCGAUGAAUUACAACAGGUUCAAAGUACAAUAGGUCUUGAAGUGCAUGAAGACAUCUUUGAAAUUUUGGAAGAAAAUGACUUCCUAAAAGGUUUAAAUGAAAAACA